Molecule: messenger RNA, 2025 nt
Organism: Maylandia zebra (zebra mbuna)
Lineage: Eukaryota; Metazoa; Chordata; Actinopteri; Cichliformes; Cichlidae
Source: RefSeq, a predicted model, not a curated record
CUUUUGUUCAUCUUUGACGGCCUGGAUGAAAGCAGACUUUCAUUGGAUUUCACCAACAGGAAGCUGCUGUCUGAUGUCACACAGAAGUCAUCAGUCAGCCAGCUGCUGACAAACCUCAUCCAGGGGAAUCUGCUUCCCUCGGCUCUCGUCUGGAUAACUUCCCGACCCGCAGCAGCCAAUCAGAUCCCUCCUACAUGUGUUGACAGGCUAACAGAAGUACGAGGCUUCACUGACGCCCAGAAGGAGGAGUACUUCAGGAGGAGAUUCAGUGAUGAAGAGCUGUCCAGCAGAAUCAUCUCCCACAUGAAGACAUCCAGGAGCCUCCACAUCAUGUGUAGUAUCCCAGUCUUCUGCUGGAUCACUGCUACAGUUCUGGAGCACAUGUUGACUACAGAGCAGAGAGGAGAGCUGCCCAAGACCCUGACUGACAUGUACUCACACUUCCUGCUGGUUCAGACAAAGAAGAAGAAGAACAAGUACCAUGAGGGACGUGAGACGAGUCCACAGGAGCUGACGGAGGCUGACAGGGAAGUUCUUCUGAAGCUGGGGAGGCUGGCGUUUGAACAUCUGGAGAAAGGAAACAUCAUGUUCUACCAAGAAGACCUGGAGCAGUGUGGUCUGGAUGUGACAGAGGCCUCAGUGUACUCAGGAGUUUGUACAGAGAUCUUCAAAAGAGAGUGUGUGAUCUUCCAGAAACCAGUCUACUGUUUUGUUCAUCUGAGCAUUCAGGAGUUUCUGGCUGCAGUCUACAUGUUCCACUGUCACACCAGCAGGAAGACAAAGGUGCUGAAGAACUUCUUGGGACAAAAAUACAACAAGUCCUCUCUGGAUGAUUUCCUUAAACGAGCCAUGGAGAAAUCCCUCCAGAGUAAAAAUGGCCACCUGGACCUGUUUGUUCGCUUCCUUCAUGGCCUCUGUCUGGAGUCCAACCAGAGACUCUUAGGAGGUCUGCUGGGUCAGACAGAGAUCAGUCCAGGAACCAUCCAGAGAGUCAUCAACAACCUGAAGAAGAUGAACAGUGAUGAAGUCUCUCCUGACAGAAGCAUCAACAUCUUCCACUGUCUGAUGGAGAUGAACCACCUCUCAUUAUAUCAGGAGAUCCAAGAGUUCCUGAAGUCAGAGAACAGAUCAGAGAAGGAACUCUCUGAGAUCCAGUGCUCAGCUCUGGCCUUCAUGCUGCAGAUGUCAGAGGAGGUUCUGGAUGAGUUGGACCUGCAGAAAUACAACACAUCAGAACGGGGACGACAGAGACUGAUUCCAGCUGUGAGGAACUGCAGAAAGGCUGGACUGAUUCAAUGUGGACUCUCAGAGACUCACUGUGAAGUUGUAGCCUCAGCUCUGAAGUCCAACCCCUCCCAUCUGACAGAGCUGGAUAUGAGUUGGAACAAGCUGCAGCAUUCAGGUGUGAAGCUUCUGUGUGCUGGACUGGAGAGUCCAAACUGUCGACUGGAGACUCUGAGAUUGUGGGGCUGUGGCUUGUCAGAGAUCAGCUGUGAUUAUCUGGCAGCAGCACUGAAGUCCAACCCCUCCCAUCUGAGACAGCUGGACCUGUACAACAACAAGCUUCAGGAUUCAGGAGUGAAGCAUCUAUUGAGUCUCUGUGGUUUGUCAGAGAUCAGCUGUGAUUAUCUGGCAGCAGCACUGAAGUCCAACCCCUCCCAUCUGAGAGAGCUGGAGCUGAGAGGAAACAACCUGAAGGAUCCAGAUGUGAACCAGCUGUCUGAUCUUCAGCAGAGUCCAGACUACAGACUGGAGAAUCUGGUGCUGUCAGGCUGCCUGGUCACAGAGGAAGGUUGCAAGUCUCUGGUCUCAGCUUUUAGCUCCAGUUCUUCCCAUCUGAAAGAGCUGGACCUGAGCUACAAUAACCCAGGAGAGGCAGGAGUGAAGAUGCUUGAGCAGCUAAGACUGGACACUCUGAGAGAUCCACAGGUCCACUGGCACCUGGUCCUAACUUCACCCAUGUCUGCACCCUCAGACAUCCCACUGUGGAGGCAUCCUCACGUGGACCAGUGGCUGCCCUUGUGA